This is a messenger RNA of Paramecium octaurelia, 1105 nucleotides long. The record is from the annotation of a GenBank genome assembly. NCBI's taxonomy places the organism in Eukaryota, Ciliophora, Oligohymenophorea, Peniculida, Parameciidae.
AUGUAAUCCUAAGAAAAUUGGUUGGAUAACACUAUAGAGCCAUUUCAAAAGUUCGAAUAAGUAAACUAUGGGUUAAUGUAUAGGCUCAUUCUAAUUCUAUUGAGUGUUUGUAAUUUAAUCCUUCGAAUCAAUCAGAGUUGGCAACAGGUUCUCAUGAUAAAUUAAUAAAACUUUGGGAUGUUACAAAGUAAAAGGAAUCGUCUAAAUUUACAGGACACAAGUAUUGUUUAUCUAUUUCAUAAUAGAGAAGGAGUUUGGUCGCUAAGCUAUUCACUUGAUGGAAAAUAAAUUUUUAGCGGAUCUCCUGAUAAAUCAAUUUUAGUUUGGGAUGCUAAAAGCGGAAAGAAUGUUUAAGCUUUAAAGGAACAUAAAAAUAGAGUAUGAUGUUGAUUAAUCAAAUAGAUAUACUGGAUAGAAGUGAGUGACAAUGGAUUAUAUCUAGCAAGUGGAGGAUAAGAUGGUCAUCUAAUACUUUGGGAUCUAAGAAAAUUGAAACUUGUAAAAGAUCUUUAAAGUAAUUUACUCUAUUUGGAUUAAUAGUCUCCAUGGAUAUUGUUUACAACAUUAAUUUCAGCCAAUAAAGCAAAUACUUCUUUACUGGAGACUCAAUGGGAGUUAUCAAAGCUUAUGAUAGUCAAAAAAUAGAAGAAAUUUCAAAUACAAAGCCUACAUAAAAGAAUAAAUGUUAUGCGAUUUAGUCACUAAAGAUAUCAGAGGACAACUAUAAAUUGUUUGUGGCAUCAAAGGUAAAUAUAUCUUAUAUUUUCAAAGAAUUAAAGUAUUAGCGAGUAUAAUUUUGAUGGUAAGAAGAAAGAAUUAUCGAAGGUUAACUAAUCUGCUGUUCAUUGCGAUAGUGUAUAUAAGUGAAUAUUAUAAAAAUAGGUUCAUUGUUUAAAUUUUGAUAAGGAUAAAAGAAGAUUUGGAACAGGAGCUAGAGAUGGAGCUGCAAGGGUUUGGCAAACUGAAAGGAAGGGAGCUGUUUACAAUCCCUUAUACAAUUUGAUCGGACAUAAACAGAGAGUUACUGCAAUCGAAUUUCACGGAACAGGAAAGAUGAUUGCUACUUGCAGUUGGGAUUAAAAUAUCCAUCUAUACAAAAUAUGAG